This is a messenger RNA of Bacidia gigantensis, 534 nucleotides long. RefSeq lists its product as uncharacterized. Lineage: Eukaryota; Fungi; Ascomycota; Lecanoromycetes; Lecanorales; Ramalinaceae. The transcript has a single exon. Bases 1 to 534 code for a protein of 177 amino acids. The record is from RefSeq and is a predicted model, not a curated record.
AUGGCGGUCAAAUACAAACUCCCACCUAUCGACGAUAUUCUCACCCUUUCGUCACCGGAGCAAGCGGCCAUUUUGGACUCACUCUUCGAGCCAUCUCCCCUUCUACAUGAACUUUGUUUGCCAUCACUUGGACGGUACAAGUUUUCCAAUUAUGAUGAGUUGAUAGCGUUUGUGGGGCGCCUCCUUAAUGAUCUCUUUGAGUCUGGAAAGACUACGCAGCUUGACGAGGUGCUCGUUAGCCAUCCUCGUCUAGGUGCGACGAGUGUGCAAAGUUCGCAAAGCCAGGGAGAACAGAGCCAGCUGCAAUCCUCUGACAGUAGAGAGAGUGAGAAGCUGACACAGAUGAACGCAAUCUAUGAACAUAACUUUCCUGGCCUUCGCUACGUCACGUUUGUGGAUGGUCGACAACGCGGUGCUCUAUUGGAAGACAUGCAACGACGCGUUGACCGUUUUGACAUCAAUGCCGAAAGAUCUGAUGCGCUCAGAGCAAUAUGUGACAUUGCAUCGGAUCGUGCUCGUAAGUUGAGCAACUGA